Molecule: messenger RNA, 3288 nt
Organism: Anoplopoma fimbria (sablefish)
Lineage: Eukaryota; Metazoa; Chordata; Actinopteri; Perciformes; Anoplopomatidae
Exons: 19
Coding region: 179-2926 (915 amino acids)
Biological process (GO): T cell receptor signaling pathway; integrin-mediated signaling pathway; protein localization to plasma membrane
Cellular component (GO): plasma membrane
Molecular function (GO): protein binding
Source: RefSeq, a predicted model, not a curated record
CGCGCACGUCAUGAGGUCACGCGUAGCACGCAGGUGCGCUUUCAAAUUGUUUGUUUUAGCAGAAACAGUGUGUUGGAUGCAUCACGCUGCAUUGAUCAACGCAGCCAGCAGACACCACACAGUUUAGACCGCUGCCCAAAUGUACAAAGCUGAACAGUGAUGAACAGAACGAGCUGCAAUGGAAGAGGGACUGAGCCACUUCAAAGCUCUGAGGGCCAAGUUUCAGGAAGAGGCCCUCUUGGCUCAAUCCAAAACCAGUCGUCCAGCUGUUGCAGAGAAACCGAAGCACCUUCCUCCUCCUCCUCCUGGAGGUCACUGCGGCUCCGUGGUCAGCAGUAUUAAUAUUGCUGUAGAAAACAAGACACCAGUGGCUCCCUGGGUCAUCUUCAGAGAUGGGCUGGGGGCAUCCGGAGGCAAGCGACCAAUUUCCUUUCCACCGCAACUUCAGCUGACCUCCCCCCCAUCUCAGCUGGCUAAUGGUGACAGAACAACAAGGCAGUCCCUCAAAGACAGACACAUGCCUCUGGUGCUUCCUGUCCUGCCUUUUAAAGAGCGAAAGACAGAACCGCCAGCCAAAAAGGAGCACAAACUGGGACCAGAGCCAGGGAGAGAAGUCCUGCCGCAAACUAAAAUCAAGAAGAAAGGUUUACUGCUUCCUUUCAAGUCCGCCAGAGCAUCAAAGGUCAGCGCAGAAAAUGGAGAGGAGCCUACGUAUGCUGAUUUGACCACCAGACCUUCCAGUGCUCCCGGUGAGCUACCCUCGAUGGAGAAACGAACCACAGAAGAUGGGGUUUCGCCCCAAAGUGACCAAUCUACUGCGGAGUUCCCACUCUCCAGCCCCGACAUCCCGAUCACCCCUCCUCCUGCACAGACAAGUGUUUACUCCGACAACAAAAUGAUUAGCACCUUGGAGAGAGCCAAGAAGAAGUUUUCACGCAAGCAGAUGUUGAUCUCCGCCAAACAUAAGAGCUUGCGUUCUCCUGACUACGUCUCAAGAGACAAGGCGUUCCCUUUGCCGCCAAAUAACCUUAUAGAACCCGAGCUACCCAUACCGCCACCAGUCUGUCUUCCACACAUGGCUUGUCUAUCAGCCCGGCCUUUCUUCAAAGCGAACCACUCUGAACGCAGGUCUGUCCUGGAUAAGCAUUUUGGCAGGGAUAAAUCUCUUCCCUCUGUCAGGACUGUUAAACCUCACUCACCCUCUGCUCCUCAAAAGAGGUCUCUACCUGACGUGAGGUCACUGGGGCCAUUGCCACCAAAGCCCCCCAGACCUCCGUUAGUAGAUCUCAGCUGUUACCCUCCACCCACAGUGAACGAGGUGUCACCAGGUCUUAGCCAAGCACCAAGCGAAGAGCCGCAGGCUGAGCACCCAUCCGUCUCCCACUCUGUACUAGACGCUCCGGAGUUUCCAGACUUUGAGAAUUCAGAGAUGGAAACAGCAGAGGGUGAAGCUGUUGACAUAUGUGCACUGGAACUGGAGGCCUUGGACUUAGUCAGCACUGACCUUCCUGUACCAGAUCACUGCGGGCUCAUCGGUUUCGAGCAUCCACAACCGGACUUAUCGGUGUUUGAUCCUUUAGAGCCCCUUAUGAGCAACGGAAUCCAAGAUCUGAACCUUGGCAGUCAAAACAUAAUACCCCUCGAUCCAGCCAGCUUCCCUGAACCAAUAAACUUAGACGCUUUCCCAGAGCCUUCUGUAUCAGAGCAAUGGUCCCAGAGUGAGGAGGUGAUCAUGGAUCCUCUUUCUAGCACUCAAGCUGAUGAGACAGAUCUGGGAGAUGCUGAGUCUCACUCUGCUGCACAGGAAGCAGACGGUGUUAGCCACGCAGCAUUGAAUGAUGUGAUUCAAUCACAUACAAGUGUUUCUCAAGAGGACAGUUACUACGAAGCGUGUGAUAAUGUGUAUGAGGACGUCGAGAGUAUCAACAGAUUAAUCUCGGGCCAGAACUCGCGUAAACGAAAAGGUGGCCUGAAGAAUCCAUAUGCUGACAACCACCCUAUGAAGGAGGAGGCGUCUCUAAAUAUAUGGCCGCGGAAUCCUUGGGGCAGUUUAUCAGGAGAACACGCUCAUUCGGCUAAUAAUCAUCUCCACAGUAAAGAACGCCAAAGCCCCAACACUGCUGACCUUAAAGAAAAGAAGAAGAGGGAAAAACACCGACAGGAGAAGGAGAAAAAAGAGCAAAAGGAUAGGGAGAAGAAGGAAAAUGAAAUGAAAAAGAAGUUCAAGGUGAACGGCGAAGAGGAGGCCAUGUACCACGCCAAGGUGAUGGUGGCUAGCAAGGUUCGCAAGAAUGACCUGCCAGUGACGAGCGGGGACACGGUCAGCAUCAUUCGCACCACCAACUGCCCCAAAGGCAAAUGGUUGGCCCGAGACGCCAACCACAAGUACGGUUAUAUUUCAGUGAUGAACGUAGAACUAAAUAUCAAAGAGAUGCUGGAACUUGGCAAGAAGGCCCAGGCAGCUGGGCGAGGAGGCAACCUAGAGGGAGAUACCAUCAGCAUUGGGAGCAGAUCCUCAUGCCACCUUGUACUAACAAGCAGUUUCACCGAUGACAGUGAGGAGUGGGCCUGCGAAGAUGAGACCCUCUCGCCCUCCAGUGAAAGCCAUAGCUGUCCCCUUCAGAUAGCCUCACUGCCCGAGAUGUCAUGUGGCCAUGUCGGCGCUCAGCACACUCUGAGCGAUGCCAACCUGGAGGACCUACACACGCAGACCAGACACGAGGCCCUGCAGAAACUAGCCAUCUUCUUUCAACACAGCAAAGAUGAAUUUGACGACAUCUCUGAUGGAGGAGGAGCAACCCCUACAAAUGCCGAGCCAUCGAAUUUCUUGUAUGGUGUUGAGGAGCCUCCAUACCCGGAACAAGAGGUUGACUUCACAGAGCUGGAACUCCUUCCUCCCCCGCCGCUAUAUGCCGACACCUUCUGAUUACCUGAAGCAAGUAAUGUCACCAUGAAGAAUAUCUGCCAUCGAAACAAGUUUGCCAUAUAGUUGAGAAUGUUUUUUCAUCCUGUACAGAGGAGAAAAGAAACAAUUGUGAACGGAGCUGCUGAUGUGACUGUACCAUAAUUCUAAUUUCACUUUUGUUUGCUCAGUUUGUUGUUCAUAUUUCACGUUGUGUUCUACACUUUUCUUUUCUCUGAUGCGACUAUUAAUGGAGCACAAAAUUGAAUCAUUGCACUUUAUCCAAAGAGCAAUGACAUAAAGUAGCCAACUGUUCACUCGUAGAGCUAACAUUUAAGGAUUUGUUUGUAAAUGCGUUGGAUUUUCUUUUGUUUGUGUUACAUCUA